Ustilaginoidea virens is the source of this 2385-nucleotide messenger RNA. RefSeq lists its product as uncharacterized. Gene Ontology annotation, biological process: transmembrane transport. Gene Ontology annotation, molecular function: oligopeptide transmembrane transporter activity. NCBI's taxonomy places the organism in Eukaryota, Fungi, Ascomycota, Sordariomycetes, Hypocreales, Clavicipitaceae. The record is from RefSeq and is a predicted model, not a curated record. The transcript has 5 exons. The coding region runs from base 1 to 2385 and encodes 794 amino acids.
AUGGGUCUCAAGGAUCGCAUGGCGACCCUGACCCGGUCGGCGUCUGGGGCCGAAGAUGUCGGAGAUUCUUCUGGCGUUGAGGCCAAGCAAGAGUUGCGAAACUUUCGAAAACAGCACAAGUGGGAUCCCUUUCUGGAUAACGAGAAGCUCGACACCAUCGAGAGCGCCCUCCACUCUGACGAUGCCGAGAAAGCCAAGGUUGUUGACGAGACCUUGAUCCAGGAAGACUCGCCGUACCCUGAAGUGCGAUCUUCGGUCCCCCCUACCGAUGAUCCAGACAUGCCCGUCAACACCUUUCGAGCCUGGUUCCUGGGUGCCGUUCUUUGCACCGUCAUCGCAGCCUGCAACGUGCUUCUCUCGCUCCGCCGUCAAUCCGCCUCCAUCUCCUCCACAGUCGUCCAGCUGAUUGCCUAUCCGCUUGGCGUCGGUAUGGCCAAGGUCAUGCCUACCACCGUGUACAAGGUCUUUGGCUAUGAAUUUACGCUCAACCCGGGCCCUUUCAAUGUCAAGGAACAUACCAUCAUCACCAUGAUGACUGCCGCUGGCUCGUCCAUCAGUUAUGCCAUCGAUAUUCUGCUCGCGCAAGAGAUAUUCUAUGAACAGCACUUCAAGUGGGGGUUUCAGCUGCUUCUAAUGGUCUCCACCCAGGCUAUGGGUUUCGGUGUCGCCGGUAUUGCUCGUCGUUUCCUCGUGUGGCCCUCCGCCAUGGUAUGGCCAGCUAACCUGGUUACUUGCACCGUCAUGCAUGCCCUGCAUAAUCACGUUCCUGCUGACCCAGCUACCACCAAUGGCUGGAAGAUUGGCCGUUACAAGUUCUUCCUCAUCGUUUCUCUGGCAUGCUUUGCCUGGACAUGGAUUCCCCAGGUUCUGGCCCAAUUCCUCCAGUACUUUGCUUUCGCCUGCUGGAUCGCCCCCAAUAAUGUUGUUGUCAACCAGGUGUUUGGUGCAUUCACCGGUCUUGGCAUAAUUCCCAUCACAUUCGACUGGCUUACCGUUUCCUCGUGGUUGGGCAGUCCUUUGCAGACGCCUACUUUUGCCAUCCUCAACGUUGCUUUUGGUCUGCUGAUUUGCGUAGUCGGUGCAGCCGGCUUGGCUUGGUCUGGCCCCGACUACUACAAAUACCUCCCUAUUGCGGCCAACAAGAACUUUGAUCGUUAUGCCAUGAAGUAUAACACGUCUCGCAUUUUGAACCCCGACUACACAGUCAACGAGACUGCCUAUCAGGAGUACUCGCCUAUAUUACUAGGUGCCACCUUUUCCCUGUCAUACGGGAUGGGGUUUGCGGGACUCAUCUCCACAAUCAUGCACGUCAUUGUCUUUUAUGGCGGUGAUGUCUGGAACCGAAUCAAAAAUUCCAGAUAUGACGAACCUGAUAUCCACCUGAAGCUCAUGCGAAAGUAUAAAGAAGCCCCUGAGUGGUGGUUUGCUGCCAUCUUUGCCAUGUCUUUUGCCUUUGGUAUGAUUGCUUCGCAAGUUUGGGAAACUCACUUGCCCUGGUGGGCUUAUAUCCUGUGUAUUGCCAUUGGCGCGAUUCUGUUCAUUCCCAUCGGCAUGGUUCAGGCCAUUACCAACCAGCAGACGGGUCUCAACAUUGUGACGGAAAUGAUUUUCGGUUAUAUCCUUCCCGGUCGCCCCGUGGCGAUGAUGUUGUUCAAGUCGUGGGGCUACAUGCUGUCUGCGAACGGUCUCAACUACAUUUCUGACAUGAAGAUCGGCCACUACAUGAAGGUUCCUCCUCGCAGCAUGUUUGCCGCCCAGGCAUUCGCUGUGAUUUGGCUGGCUAUUGUUCAGACCUGUGCCUACAACUUCUUGAUUGGCAACAUUCACAACAUCUGCACAGAAGACCAAGCUCAGGGUCUUACGUGCCCCAACGCCCGCACCUUUUACAACGCGAGCGUCAUCUGGGGUGUUAUUGGACCCAAGCGUGUAUUUGGCCACGGAGGCAUCUACUCGUGGAUCAACUGGUUCUGGCUCAUCGGAGCUGCGCUGCCCGUGAUCCAGUACUACAUUGCUCGCCGCUACCCUCGCAGCUUCGCACGCUACAUUGUGUGGCCUGCCGUCUUUGGCGCCAGCGGUCUGGUGCCCCCCGCCACCUUGUACUUUCUCCUUCCCUGGGUCAUUGUCGGUCUGAUUUUCAACUGGUUCGUUCGAAGCCGAUAUUUUGGGUGGUGGAACCAGUACAACUACGUUCUUUCCGGCGCGCUGGAUAUCGGGUCUCGUAUCUGCGUCGUCAUCAUCGCUCUUGCACUCGGGUUGGGGAAUGUCGCCGACCUCGACUGGUGGGGCAACACGGUGCCGUUUGACAACUUGGACUUCAAGGGCAAGGCUGUGACGAAGCAAUUCAUAAAGAAUGUGACGGAGCCUCUUGGUCCGGCGACGUGGUGA